Drosophila suzukii is the source of this 1336-nucleotide messenger RNA. RefSeq names its product glutaminyl-peptide cyclotransferase. The record is from RefSeq and is a predicted model, not a curated record. Gene Ontology annotation, molecular function: glutaminyl-peptide cyclotransferase activity; zinc ion binding. Lineage: Eukaryota; Metazoa; Arthropoda; Insecta; Diptera; Drosophilidae.
AGAAAUUAUUCCCUGAUGGAGGCCGUCGAGCUGGUGGAUAUUCCUAAGAAAUCAUACAAUCCCAGUGAGCUGUCCGAGUCCCGAUUCCUGGAGUACAGCAAUCUAUCCGACAAACUGCAUUUGAGGGAGGCCAUCAACAACAUACUUAUACCCCGUGUUGUGGGCACGGGGAAUCAUAGCAUCGUGCGACAAUACAUAGUCCAGAGCUUGAGAGAUCUUGGCUGGGAUGUGGAGGUGGACAGCUUUCAUGACGUGGCUCCCAUAAAGGGCAAAUUGCAUUUUCACAACAUCAUCGCCACGCUGAAUCCAAAAGCUGAACGAUAUCUAGAGUUCGCCUGUCAUUACGAUAGCAAGUACAUGACGGGCGUGGAGUUCCUGGGGGCCACCGACUCGGCUGUGCCCUGUGCCAUGCUUCUAAACCUUGCCCAGGUCCUGCAGGAUCAACUGCAGCCCCUUAAGGAGAGCAAUCUGAGCCUAAUGCUCUUGUUCUUCGACGGCGAGGAGGCUUUCGAGGAAUGGGGACCCGAUGAUUCCAUCUACGGAGCACGGCAUCUGGCCAAAAGGUGGCAGCGUGAAGGAAAACUGGAUAGAAUAGAUUUGCUGGUGCUGCUGGAUCUUCUGGGAGCCCCCGACCCCUCUUUUUAUAGCUUCUUCCAGAACACCGAGUCCUGGUACAUGCGGCUCCAGUCCGUGGAGACACGACUGGCCAAGAUGGAGCUCCUGGAGCGCUAUGCCAGCAGUGGAGUUGCCCAGUACGAUCCCAGGAGCUACUUCCAGUCGCAGGCCAUGCGCUCCUCCAUGAUCGAGGAUGAUCACAUUCCCUUCCUGCGUAGAAACGUGCCAAUCCUGCACAUUAUACCGGUGCCCUUUCCAAGUGUGUGGCACAAACCGGACGAUAACGCCAGCGUGAUCGAUUAUGCGACGACGGACAACCUGGCGCUGAUUAUACGGCUCUUCGCUUUGGAGUAUCUGCUGGGCGGAGGCGAAGACAAGUAGUUAUGUGGUCUGUCCCCCUGUGUGGAUCACAAAUGUUGUAUCUACUCACAGCCUUAUCUAAUUGACCUGUUCCGAUAUCGAGAAAUUGUUAAAUAUGUAUUCUAAUACCCGCCGUGGAAUCUUUGAGAGAACCCUAUUGUUAACUGAAUUUGCGCUUUAAAAUUACUUAAGCAGAUCUGAAAAACGCAUAAUCCAAAUAUUUUUAUACACAAGUAUUUAUAGAGAAUGCUUAGCUAAUGACACGACAAAUUAAUAUAUAUUUUGUAAUCUUUCGGUUGUACAUUUUUGACUUACAUGUAUAGUCCAACAUAUACAUAGUAAAUGUACCUUAAAACAUAAA